Mycena indigotica is the source of this 1401-nucleotide messenger RNA. RefSeq lists its product as uncharacterized. Lineage: Eukaryota; Fungi; Basidiomycota; Agaricomycetes; Agaricales; Mycenaceae. The coding region runs from base 1 to 1401 and encodes 466 amino acids. The transcript is spliced from 13 exons. The record is from RefSeq and is a predicted model, not a curated record.
AUGGUGCUCCCAAGCAUGGACUCGGUACUGGUAGAAAAACUUGAAGAACUGGACUCGCCUGCGUCAGUAAAAUGGUCUCUGCGACCAGUGACUCCCUGCAGUACGAGCCGCUACGACACAAGGCAAUUGGUUAGAACGUCUACAAUGAAGAUCUGGCCCGGUUUCUCUACACGAAGGACUUGUAUGAAUGAGAUUGAGUCAAAGUGCUCGAUGCCACAUCUGGAACACGGGUGGACUGCAGAGACGCAUCCAGAGGGCAACGUGUACUACUCGACACUUGCCAGCCAAUUGCCCGUCGUGACCUGUGCCAAUUUACAAAAUGUGUCCACUCUCGAAGCUGUCGAUUCCUGCACCGAUCAAAUAAAAGCACUGCUCGCGCGGACCAGAAAGCACACAUUAUUACCGCCAGACACCGAGAUCGAGUUACUUAUCGAACCAGAGGAAAAUGGAGAAUGCGGCUACUAUUUUGUGGAUCACUCGAAUCGUGUUCUGUUCUGGCUGGAAAUGUGUGAUACGGGCACACUUCAGCUUCCCGAGAUUGUGUCAGCGUCGCAUCUGAAAGUCGUAUUGGAAUGGUUAUACUGGGCCCACGUAGAAUAUUUUCCUGCUCCAAACCGUGCUUCGAUCGAGACGCUUGAUGAAGUUGAAGCAAACUUUGCUCAUGGUCUGUGUGAUCACAUGACUUCUUCGGUAUCGACAUUUGGAUACUCGACCAAACAGUGCCGAGAGAUCAUUGGUGUACUCCAAUCCUGCCGACGGACUCUCCACCGGAAAGAAACGACAACUGUCCUUGCUCGAUUGUGGGGCACGAUCCUUUUCCAUAAAAUCAUGAACCACCACGGCCAAGAACAAGCACGCCUGUCGAGAGACCAGCGCAUUCUCGACCGCGAAGACUCUUCCGGUCCAUCGCAUCGCUAUGCCAACACACUCUUGACCGUGUUCACGCUAGGCCAUCUGCGGACACACUCACAGCGACUGGACGAUGUCUUUGCAGACGAUCUCGUCAACAGUGUUCAAUGGCCGCUUUAUGUCGCGCAGAAUUUGAGUGAUUGGAAGUGUGAGGGAUCUGUAGCGCUGCUAUUUCUCUGUAUUCAAUUCACUCUCACAUCUGUUGAUCCCUCGGUCCGGCCAAUGUUUUGGCCCUCCAUCGUGGUUUUGGUAUGCGCAGUGAUCACUUGCGUAGUUUUGUGCACCAAAUUCAAGUCCAUGGUCAAGUUCUCUGCCGACCAAGCCCGAGACUACCUGUGCUCGAUCGAAUCGCCUAGGGGCCCCUAUUCAUGCCGAUUCACACCAAUCGCGUUCAUUUUUGCUCUCCCAAGGGCACUGUGCCUGUGCGGCGCAGGGAUAUGGUUUGUUUGGUAUGCACUGGGUUGCUGGGCUAUUUCGCCGUACUCUACCUAA